Molecule: messenger RNA, 961 nt
Organism: Malaya genurostris
Lineage: Eukaryota; Metazoa; Arthropoda; Insecta; Diptera; Culicidae
Product: LIRP-like
Exons: 3
Coding region: 80-649 (189 amino acids)
Cellular component (GO): extracellular region
Molecular function (GO): hormone activity
Source: RefSeq, a predicted model, not a curated record
CCAGUGAAGAAACAGUUUCCCAUCGGAAAUUGAAACAGUGCCAAGUGUUUCAACUAGUUCGACCGACAGGAAUAUCUGCAUGUGCUUUCGAUAUUGUUUAGAGUAUCCAAAACCACCAAGGAAUUCUAAUCACAGUACUUGCGUAGUAAUGAGUUCUACUAACAACAGCACAUCCAAAGCGACGAGUAGAGGACUAUCGGCUAUCCACUGGGGCCUUGUGAUGCUAAUGACCGCUUCCGUGACGCAGGCUGCAGAUCAAAGAUUUUGCGGAAAACAACUGGUUGCCAUGCUUUCAAUGCUGUGUGAUGAAUUUCCGGAUCUACACUAUGGCGUAAAGAAGUCAGUGAUCGAUUUCGAUAAAACUGACUAUCCAGUCGACGUCGAGGGAUGGGGAGUCAUGUAUAACCAGGACCCGGAUACAGUGAAUUCCAACGAUAUCAUUAUUCCGACGAAUCACGUGACGGCACAGGAAGAGCCAAUUUGGAUGUCGAUGAUGUACCCGCAGAGCUACGGAUUUCGAACUGCGAAUGGUCGAAACGAUCUGAUUCCAUCUCGAUUCCGGAAAAGUCCACGUGGUAUCGUUGAUGAGUGUUGCUUACGACCGUGCGGAAUGAAACAGCUACUCAAGUACUGUAAAACAGUUGCCUAGAUCAUGCACCAUUGUUAAACGAGAUCGGAUUUCAAUAACAUGUUUAAUUUUUAUUACAAUCUUAGUUAUUAAGAAUAGAACAAACCAAUUGACUUAGGGUAAUUUGUAUCUCAUACAGGCAUAGCCAUAAUUGUGAUAAUUGCUGUGAGCAAAGAUCAACGCUGAUUAGAAGAUUUUUUAUGCUUUCAGAACUGUGAAGAAUAGACUGUAGCAGUGGAUUGCAUUAAUUUUGAAAAGGUUGAAACAAUGAAAAAAAAAAAAUUAUUGUUAUUGUGUCCGCAAAUGUAAAUACAAAUAUUUACACUGGAUAAA